AUGAGUUUAUGUGAUCUGCUGCAGGAUAAUGGUGAUAAUUGCAAUUCUUAAUUUGCCAUGAUUCCUCCCAGUUAUAGUGAAGAGCAAAUGAAACAAUAGUUCAGAGGUCCUGCUAAACUUGCAACCAAAGUUGACCCCCUUUAAGAUGUGGCAGAUUGUUCAAUCAAACCACCUUCAAAUAUAAGUUUACAAAAAGCAACUGAAUAGAUUAAUCCAUCUUAAUCUCCUCAUUCAGGACUCAUUUAAUUUACACCUAAAACCUCCUUAAUGGAGGAGAAAAUACUGGGAAGCAAUUCGAAUAAGGAAUAAAUUAGAGAGCCUGCUUAAAGCAGUUAUAACAAUCUUCCUAAAGAGGGAGUAAAUAACUUCCUUAAAUUAGUGAUUGCCAAAAGUCGUUAUCAUCAUUUUAUAGAUCUUUUACUUUAAAGAGCCUAUGUGAAAAAGCUUUCACAAUUUAGCAUUUAUCAAAAUACUAUGCUCGAUGAUUUAAGAUACGUGGAUUCAAAACGUCAUGCUAAUAAAAAUUUAGUUGAGAAGUUUUGUAAGAAAUUAAGAUUUGUUCCCAUUUUAGAUCAAAGCAGCUACUUAGUUAUUGGCUGGCAAUUGUUGUACAUUCUCACAAUUAUUAUAAUUUUCUUUUGGACCCCCUUCAACAUAUCUUUCGGAAUUACAUUAAAUUAAGUAGUAUUUGGGAGUAUGAUUGUGAAAGAUGUGGAACUCUACUUCCUCUUUUCCAUCAUAAUCGAUGGAUUCAUUGUGAUAAAUACAUCGUACAUCAAGAAAGGCAUAAUCAUUAGAACUAGGGGCAAGAUAUUCACUAAUUAUCUCAACACACAAGCCAUAUAUGAUUUGUGCUCCAUUGUCUCAUUGCUAAUUGCUCAAUAUACCAGUAUUGGUGAUUCUCAGGAACAUCCUGGUUGGCAAAUGCUACCUUAUGCAAUCUAUUAUUGUAGUAGAAUAUUCAAAUUGCAGGGCAGAGUGCAUAAAUUGGAAGAAUUUUUCAAUUUCUCAGGAUGGGUCCAGGAUGUCAUUGAGUUAAUAAAACUCCUGUUUAUGGUAGUCUAUGUUGGCCAUCUAUUUGCUUGUCUUUGGCAUAGUGUUGCUUUUUAUCAAAUUGGAUACAACAAAACUUGGUUGGAGAUCUAUCACAUAGCUGAUGCAAAUAUAUUCACUAAAUACAAUUAUGCAUUCUAUUGGGCUGUUUAAACUAUGAUCACGGUUGGUUAUGGUGAUUUGACUCCAUAAAACGAUUACGAAAGGUUAUGUGCAAAUCUGAGUAUGUUCUUGGCUUGUGGAGUGUUCGCCUUCUCUUUCAAUAGUAUAGGUCUCAUGCUCAGCAAUCUGAAUUCAAGAUAAGUACUCUAUAAGAGAAGCACUAAUCUACUGAAUCAAUAUCUGACUAAGAAUUAAAUUAAAGUUGAACUCUAAUCAAGAAUUAGAAAUUAUUAUGAUUAUAUCUUUUAAGAAGAAUAAGAAAUUAAUGAUGAAGAAGUUUCUCAAAUUACUACUAAACUAUCUAGUUCUUUAUAAGAGGAACUCACUUUUGAAAUUAGACUAAAUGUGAUGAAAACAAAUAAAGUCUUAACGAAAUUCUCUUAAAAAACCUUAAGAGAGUUAUCGUUACUUAUUGAAGAAGUCAGAUUCUCUCCUGAAGACUAAAUUAUACAAUAAGGAACUCCAGAUGAUUGUUCACUUUAUCUAAUUACCAAAGGAAAGGUUUCCAUUCUUUUUCAAAAUGAUCCUUAGGGUAGAAUUACUAGAGUGCUCUCUUUUUUGGAAAAAGGGUAAACAUUUGGAGAGUACUCAUUUUUUACUGGUCUAAACCGUACUGCUUCUGCCAAAAGCAUUGGGUUUUCGAGGGCUUACAAAAUCACUAGACAAAAACUGUUAAAUGUGCUCCAAACCAAUGAAACUGAUUUAGAACGCUUUUGUGAAGUAAGAGAUUAAAUUUUGCAAAGCGAGAAUUAUCAGCCAGCUUAGUUAUAAUGCUAUUCAUGCAGAAAAUUUGAUCAUCUCAUCAAGGAUUGCCCUAUACUCCAUUUUGUUCCAGACAAGGAGAAGGUGAUUAAAAAGGAGUACUUCCCUAUUCAAUAGCAGAGAAAUGUAACUUAUGUUAGGUAGAGAUCCGAUAGAAGUUACUAUGCAACCUUAUUAGAAAUGAAGAAGACACUUACAAUUGCCAGAGAAUAUUAAACUAACCAACUUUACAAUGAAAACCCUUCUAUUGUUGAAGAGAACUCAGAUGUUUCCUAUGAUGAUAAUGAUGAUUAUCCAUAUGAAUAUUGUAAGAUUUCGCAUUUAUUCAUAGCCUAUUAAAAUAAAAGCUAAUCCAAAAUCUCCAUAAAAUAAUCCUAAAGUCGCUAAAAUACUUAGAAUGAAACCAACCAUAACAACACUAGAAAUUUAUAACCUAUUUAAGAGAGUGAAGAUUCUGAUCAUAGUGUUAGUCCUAAUAAAAAGAGAAAUUCUGCUGCCAAAAACACAAUACAAACUGCUGGUUUUGGAGGGCAAGAUUCUUUCCAAAAUAAACUAAAAGUAGAAGAUCAUGAUAUCAAUAUCAUAAAUAUCAACCAAGGAUAUCUAAGCACUAAUGUCAAGGAUGAUAAAAGACACUCUUUAAAAAAUGAUAGAUUGCUUAGUCCCGUAGAUAUACCUAAUAGAAUUAAUAAAAAGCAAACAACAAACAUUCGAAAAUAGAAUAGAGAAGAGUCUUAUUAACCAUUCUCAACUCAAACACAAGUAGAUCAUAAUUAAGAAAAAGAAAGACCAGUUAAAAGAAAAUCAAAAUUUAAAGAUACUUAAGGAGAAAUUAUUCAUAUGUCCUCAGUUUAGUCAGUCGAUUAUAAAAGAGAUUCCAUUGAUACAAGAGAAGAUAAGAAUGAAUUAAAGAGAAAAACUACAAAAACAUAAACGAAUAGAAGCAGAACGGCUAAAACACAUAAAACUACGAAAUUACUGUCAGAAAAUCCCUCUUAAGAAAUAUCUAUACCAAUAUUUGAAAAACAAUCGACUUCAAUGGAAUUAGAAGGUUUCGAAAAUAUGAAAAACUAUGAAUGUUACUAUACUUGGAAUAACCCAAAGGUUGUGAUAUCCAAAGCAAUUCGAAUUUUAACAAAAUAUUUAGAACGCAAACGAAAUAUUGUUCAUUCGUUUUCCUCCUAUACAUUCAGUGCUGUAGCAAUCAAUCAAAUCAUAAGGAUAAAGAAAAAACUCAAAUUAUUAGAGGACCCCCUUAUGGAUGAAAAGAGAGAUAAGAAAUUGAUGUAUACUCUUAAUAAAACUGCUAGAUCAAGAGUUGGAAGUAAAAGAAAUUCAUAGGGUUUUGGAGAUGACUUCUCUUCAUUAUUUUAAAAGAAACCGUUAUACACUGGACAAACCCAAUUAUCUCAAAGAAUUUCUAUGUCUAAGCAAGUUAGAACUGAUUUGUGA
This is a messenger RNA of Paramecium tetraurelia, 3429 nucleotides long. RefSeq lists its product as uncharacterized. Gene Ontology annotation, molecular function: nucleic acid binding; zinc ion binding. The record is from RefSeq and is a predicted model, not a curated record. NCBI's taxonomy places the organism in Eukaryota, Ciliophora, Oligohymenophorea, Peniculida, Parameciidae. The transcript has 5 exons.